This is a messenger RNA of Staurois parvus, 373 nucleotides long. The record is from the annotation of a GenBank genome assembly. Lineage: Eukaryota; Metazoa; Chordata; Amphibia; Anura; Ranidae.
CAGUAUGACAUGCAGAUGAGUGCCGUCGAUCUUAGAAUCACCGCACACUUCACUCAUUUGGGCAGUCACGGGGCCAAAACCAGUGUUUGGAGCCACAGUGUGGCGGUGGAGGCAGCAGCAAUGGGAGGCCAUACAGCAACCUAUGACAAAAUGGAAACCAGCAGGAGCGUGAGGAGACCUGAAAGUGGCACAUGGCAGAGUGGGAGCAAUGGGAGGCGGUACAGGGACCCAGGUCACACUGUGGGCCCAGCAGCAGCGUGACCAGGCGGUACGGGGGCCCAUGGCCGAUAUGGGGCUUUGGUGGCACCUAUGGAAGGCCUGUAAUCUGCCACCUCCCUUUGAGAACUCUGGACUUGGCAGCAGCAUAGAGGAG